UUGGCUAUCCUGAUUGAAGAUUAUCAUAACCUCUUUUCAACUUCGUCGUCACGCAUAAAAUUGUUAAGGUUUAAUUAUAAAAGGAUAAGUGAAAAGAUUUCAUUACUGAAUGACGACAACUGAUCCAUGCAAAGUAUUUGCAUGUAAAUUGCAAAAGUGUUUAAGAGAAAACGUAUAUCAGCCUUCUCGUUGCGAAGAUGUAUUAGAAGAUAUAAGACAAUGUUGUAUAAAGCAUGGUCCACAUUCUAUCGUUUGUGAUGGAAUAGAUACAUCCAAACCGUAUGAGCAUAAUACCAUUGAUUAUAGGAAAGUAAUUAGAUAGAUGAUGAAGCGCAAAGUAAAUUUUAUACACAGAUAUCCAUUAUUUUUUGUUAGUACAGUAACAAUACUAUCGUUGUCUAUUAUAUAUGGUAAAUUUGUUUACAAUAUGUUUAGGAGUGCAACACAAGAGGAAAUUGUUGCAUAUGAAUUA
Molecule: messenger RNA, 472 nt
Organism: Vespa velutina
Lineage: Eukaryota; Metazoa; Arthropoda; Insecta; Hymenoptera; Vespidae
Product: cx9C motif-containing protein 4
Exons: 3
Coding region: 110-322 (70 amino acids)
Cellular component (GO): mitochondrial intermembrane space
Source: RefSeq, a predicted model, not a curated record